AAAAGCCCCAUGUCUCAGUCCUUCUCCAAACGCUGCGUUUCGGUCGAUCUCUGAGUUCAAGCCUUCAAGGCCUCUUCCUUCCAGCUGUUGCGAAGCAUAUAUUGGACUCCUUUGAAACAUGCAAGCUAGUUCAUCAUACACUUUUAUGGUCAAUUUUUAUUAUCGGGCAUAUUUCAACCCUUGCCCUCUCUAACCAAAAUUUCUUGCUCCACCACCGCAUCACUGUGCUUAAGGAGUAGCUUCACAAAGAAAACCACCACACAGCUUCAACUUGCCAUCAUGAGCACCAUUCCAGCCCUGCCACCCUCAGCAGCUCCAAACACAAUCGCUGCGCAUAAAAUGGUACUGUGUUGAGCACUACCAUUCACUUUGUUUCAGGCCUGAGCAACUCUGAUCAUUGUUGCCACUACUUCCCACAAGUCAUCCUCAUUUUUAGGAAUGAGCCGGUCACAAGGAUCAUCACUUAAAAGGAAACGGCCAGACACAAACGCAGCCUCUCAACCUCUGUUAGAUGCUGAGCGCGUUCUUUAUGAUCUGAUACGAAGUAAAGAAGACAUGGGAAUCUGGACGCGAGACAUGAAACGAGAAACAAACCUCCCUGACAAUGUGGUCACUAAGUCCCUCAAGGCACUCCAAGUCAAGAAAUUAAUAAAAGAGGUAGUGAACAUCCAAAGCAAGGGGAGAAAACACUACAUGGCGGUAGAGUUUGAACCAUCAAAAGAACUUACUGGUGGUGCAUGGUAUGUGGAGGGGAACCUUGAUACAGAAUACAUAAAGAUUCUUAAAGAGACAUGCGUAAAGGUCUUAUCUAAGCUGAAGGUUGCUACAGUAGAGGGAAUUUCAGAGUCAAUAAAUAAGACAGGUCUCUGUGCUACUGAAUGCUCUACCCAACAAAUUGCAGAGAUAUUGAGGGCUUUGGUAUUGGACAAUGAGAUUAUGGAAGUGAGAAGUUCUGGUUCUGGAGAAUUUUCUUCUAUUCCAAUCAGGGCAGUUUGUUAUAGAUGCACAAAUAAGGGAGGCCUUGGAGGAGGGGGUCCAAAAAUAGGUGCCAUGGCUUCAAUUCCAUGUGGAGUUUGUCCCCGGAUAACUCAGUGCACACCGGAUGGCAUUAUCUCGCCAAAGUCCUGUGCCUACUACGCCAAGUGGUUGGAUUUUUAGAUACAUUUUAUUCAAAUUUUUAUAGUAAGUUACAACCAAAUUUAUAGUGUGGGAUUGCAUGGCUUAGAUGCCCCUUAUUUAUUUAAAGAAUUUCAUUCAUUUUGGAGAA
Molecule: messenger RNA, 1267 nt
Organism: Vitis riparia (riverbank grape)
Lineage: Eukaryota; Viridiplantae; Streptophyta; Magnoliopsida; Vitales; Vitaceae
Product: DNA-directed RNA polymerase III subunit RPC6-like
Exons: 3
Coding region: 439-1158 (239 amino acids)
Biological process (GO): transcription by RNA polymerase III
Cellular component (GO): RNA polymerase III complex
Source: RefSeq, a predicted model, not a curated record